Messenger RNA from Rubroshorea leprosula, 1692 nucleotides. The record is from the annotation of a GenBank genome assembly. NCBI's taxonomy places the organism in Eukaryota, Viridiplantae, Streptophyta, Magnoliopsida, Malvales, Dipterocarpaceae.
GAAAGUUACAAACUUUGAAGAGAUGUCUUUUGAAAUAACUGUGAGUGUUGGGGGAAGUGAGGAGGUGAGGGCGUUAGAAUAUGGGGAUGUGAGUAUGACCACUGAGUCGUCUGACUCGGAGAGGACGGAGGAAGGGGUGGGAAGAGGUGAGGUAGUUGGGGUAAAGGGAGAUAGGGUACCCAUUACUAUAGUAGAAGUGGAGGGUAGGAGGGAAAAAGGUUAUGAUGUAGAUGCAGAUAUUGUAGCUGAGAUGAAUUUAAACGAGGAUGAGGAGGAAGAGGUGGGGAAGUUGGUGAGGGAAAGGGGUAAGUUAGCAAAUAUAAUGUACCUCACCAGUGCAGAAUGUAUAGAGGCUGCUGAGCUCUAUGGACUAAGCGCUUUAAGUGAAGGAGUGGCCAUUCCCAAGAAGCUGAGGAAGAAGUCAAAGACUUCAACCAAGGAAGCUGGGCAGGGAGGAGCUGGGAAGGAGUUAGUGCCCAGCACUUCAGCUGGAGUGGAAGUGGUGAUGCCAAGGUUGGAGCUGAAAAGGAAGGGCAGUGAAGAGGUGGGAGCACUGCAAAGGAAAAAGAAGGUGGUGGAGGAGGAGGUGAGGGGGAGCAAGGCUCUCCAGUUCGUACCUCGACCUCCUCCUAUUGAGCUCGAACCUGAUCUCAGGGAGUCUGAGGCUGAAAGGGCUGAGGUACGGGCUCCCGGUAAAGGGAAGGGCCUCAUUCCCCUAUUAUCCUUUCAGAGCAGUCUGUUUGAGGCGAAGAACACGACGGGGGUAAGGAGGUUUAUCAAUGCAACCUUCCCUAAAGUGGACAAGCAUCAAGCAAGGGACGAAGCUCUGAGAUAUUGUGGGGCAAUUGUGGUGAAGCAUGCCCUGGAGUGCGUGCUGGGUGAAUGGUCAAGCCUAGGAAUUCAUGGAGAGUGUGAAGAAGCGAUCCCUCUUGCAAAGGCAGUGUGGCCAGCUGCAGAAGGAGAAAGAAGAGUUGGAAAAGAAAGACAAAGACAUGUGAGAGGCGCUGGACAAGGUGGUACCAACAGUGAUGCAGCUCGAGCUCAAGAGAAGGAGAUAAGGAUGAUGAAAGAGGCUGUGAUGGAGCUAAAGAAGAAUGUGCAACUGCUGGUGCACAACGGGAUGGAGGAACACAUAAGCAACUUCGUCAGCUCUAGCUUGUUUGACAACAUCGUUAACUUCUACCGGCUACCAACUGCUAUUCUCGCCUUCACUGACUGCAGAAAGAAGGAAGGAGUGGAGGAGAACGGUGAGAGCAUGUCAGCAGACUUUCAUCCUCAGAUUAAACUGAGGUGGGAUUGUGAUGCAGACAGACGCACUGUCUUCCCUCCAAGUUUUGACUUCGAGUUCGUGGCAAUGGAGGAAGAAGAGGCAGAGGUAGAGGAAACUCAAGUGGGAGUAGGAGUGGAAGGAGCUGAAGUGGAUGAGAGUCAGCCACCUUUGCAAGUGGAGGUCCAUCCAGUUCCUUUUGAUGAUGAGCAACCACCUCUUCUAGCCAAGCAGUAGCCAUCUCAGCCACCUCCUCCAGCGAAAGAAUGAAGAAUUUUUGUUUUUGAUAUUUUUGAUAAUUUGAACAAUGUGAUAAUUUGUAACUUUGAUUCUUUGAUUGUAAUAAUAAUUUUUGUUUUUGAAAUCAUGUGUAAUGUUUGCAUUAAGUUUUGGUUGUUUUAUAUCAAUAUAAGAACUAAGAUAAG